Molecule: messenger RNA, 2538 nt
Organism: Funneliformis caledonium
Lineage: Eukaryota; Fungi; Glomeromycota; Glomeromycetes; Glomerales; Glomeraceae
Source: the annotation of a GenBank genome assembly
AUGUCAAAGAGUUUGUCCCAGAACAUGCCCUCCUUUGUCACGUCCGUUUCUGAAAACACGUCUCCUAUCAAUAAUGUUGUCGUUGAUGAUUCGACUUUAACAAACGUAGCUUCAACAAAUGAGGUCAAGAAGAUUGUACUGUUGAAACGAAAUCCAAACAUUAACAACAAUACGAUUAAUAAUAACAACAAUUUGAAUAGUAGUCCUACGAAUAAUGCAGGAUCUAGUAAUGUUGUUCAAUCGUAUGAAUUAUUAUUACCGACCCCCAAUAGGUCUGACACAUCAUCGCCAAGCCUUGAAAGUGAACUGACACCAGAGCAAGCUGCGCAUCUUGGUGAAAUCGAUUUUAAUACGGGUCUUGAUGGAUUCUUAUUGGCUGCUCUUAAAAAUCCAAAAGAUAGACUAUUUCUCUUAAAAUUAGAUCGAGAAAUGGAACGAUUUAUAAAAGAAAAAAAUCGCACGCGAUUAGAAUUUCCACCUAUGAAUUCCUAUCAAAGACUUAUUGUUCAUCGUGUCGCACAAUACUUUAAAUUAUCACAUGUGGUUGAUACAAGCGGAAAGGCUGUGGUUUUGUACAAGUCCGCAGAAACUCAAAUACCUAUUCUCAGAUUUUCUGAUCUUCUUGAACAAGAGGAAGAGAAACCUGAGAAAUCUGUGAAAAUUAUGAGACGGCAGCAAUCGCACCCUCAAGGACAACUUAGGUCCGGAGAUUCAGAUAGUAAUUCUGAAGGUGAACGUAAACUUUUGACAAUCGAGGAGCGAGAAGCUGCAUAUCAAAAAGCUAGGGCCAGAAUAUUUAAAGAUUUGGAACAAAAAAAUGGGGAGAAUGAGCAGGAAGACACUGAUGGGUCUAUUAACUCGAGUCCUAGUGUGAAAAGUUCCAAUAUUCCAACUAGUAAUGAUAAUCAGAAUAGUGACUCAUCAUCCUCUAACAAGUCUAAAGGAAAUCAGCAACAACAAAGUGGCAAAGGUGGGAACAAUAAGAAUGGCAAACAAUCUCAGCAGGCAAAUAAGUCUGCUGGAAAUAACAAAAACUCUAAUAAUAAAAAUAAUGGAAAUAAUGCAAAGAAUCGACAUCAUCCUACAAGAGUACAAACUUUUCCUCCAGUGGAUCGUACGUUCUUUGUGAAGCAAGGUCGUCCGAUUCCAAAUUUCCCACCACAAAUGAUGCCUUCCGGACAUUUUUGCCCUCCCUUUUUUGGAACACAUAUGAAUAUGUAUGAUGUUAAUAUGUUACCUAUGCAACCACCAAUUUUGCCACCUGAUAUGCAGCCACAUUUGCCAAAUCCCUACAUGAACAUUCCUACUGAGUGGAAUCCUACACUUGGUCAUUACGGGCGACCAGGGAUUAGAAAUGUAUGGGGGACUGAUUCGUUUAACGGUCCUCAAGAAAUGAGCGGAAGUCCUUCUUUGUUCAAUCAUCAACAGAGUAAUCCAAAUCCGUUUUUACCUUCUCGAACAGCGCCACAGAAUGAUACAAAUUUUGUUCAGAAUCAGACGCAAAAUAAUUUAAAACAUAUGAACCAAUACCCUCAGAACCCUUACGCGCAUCCUCCAUACACAGAAGGUAAUCACGUGAUGGCUCCUCCCGUAACAUCAGGUGAUGGUAAUUCAAAUAAGUCGUCGGUUCGUGAAGGCAACGAAGGAAUAAAUGAAAAUAAAAUGAAUGACCGUCAAUUGGAACAAAAAAGACCGAACAAUAGAAACUCGCUUAAUCCUCAAUCUCAACAACGUGACGGUCCGUUCUUUAAUCCUGCUUGGAAUAAUUCUUCCGACUCCCAGACAAAUGUUUUUAAUCAAUCGCAAACAUCGAAUGAAUUUCCCGUUCAGAAUGCACCCGGAAUGCCAAUGAUGCCAUCCCACAUGUAUCCAGGGAUGAUGCCCCCCCCCUCCAAUGACUGGACAACCCGUAUGGGUAUUGCACCACCACCACCUAUCAUGGGAUUCCCACCUCAGCCAACACAGUCAAAUAUGACGACUACAGGUGCAAUAAGACCUCCAAAGUCAUCCGAACUAUUUGAUCCAAACAAUUCAAACAACCCUCCCACCUCAACUGCUUUGAACACAGCCCCUUAUAAUAAAGUUCCCAUUACUUCUUUACCGGCUAACAACGCUCUUCAAAUAUUAUCAAUUCCACCUACGAAUAAUAUAUUAUCAUUACCUUCAAGACCUACUCAACCAGUUUUAUCAUCUAAGAACAAGGAAGGUUCACUUCUAUUUGAUUAUUCUAUGCAAGUGCCAUAUGAGGGGGUAAAACCGAGUGAAGCCAAUGAACCACAAAAACCAAAUCAUAUACUUGAACUUUAUGAUUUUGUUGAAUCAGAUGAUCUUAUGAAUAUUGCUUUAACUAAUGCUACCAUCAAGCGUGUAAGCCCUCCGAACACUUCACCAAGUAAACGGCCGACUAUUCUUGCAAUAUUUAAGACUGCGCGUGAAGCGAACAAAGCAGUUCAAACUUUCAGGGGAGUUCGAUUUAAAAUUAAAACCUGGGAACCAUUAGUGAAAACAAACGUUAUAAAUAACGGGGUUGUAAUUUAA